Molecule: messenger RNA, 2895 nt
Organism: Carassius gibelio (silver crucian carp)
Lineage: Eukaryota; Metazoa; Chordata; Actinopteri; Cypriniformes; Cyprinidae
Exons: 2
Coding region: 171-2294 (707 amino acids)
Source: RefSeq, a predicted model, not a curated record
UAGAAGACGAAGAGCAAAACACACAUUGGUUGAGCAAUGAAGAGCUAAGCAGUUCCAAUCUUGAGGAUGGAAAUAUCAGAACCACCACUUGUGUCAUUGAUGGAGACCAGCCUUUGUAUCCUGGAGCCAAACUUUCAAAAGGGGAAAGUCUAACUGCACUUCUGGGCUACAUGCUACGCCACCAUGUGACCAAAGCAGGAAGUCAAGAUUUACUGCAUCUGCUGCAGAUGCUUCUCCCUGAAAAUAGUUUACCCUCCACCAACUACCUGUUCAAGCGUGCUUUUGACACAGCCAGCUGGCAGUUACAUCACUAUUGUCUGAAUCCUGACUGUGGGGCUUACAUUGGCAUAUUAGAUGUCGAAAGUGUACUAUGUCCAAUGUGUGAUACAGAAUGCAAAGUAUCAGAACAUCUGAGUAAAGGCUAUUAUUUUAUGUACACCCCCUUGAGAGAUGAAAUUAAAAAUCUUUUUGAAAAUCACAAACUAAAUGAAAAACUAUCACAGACAAACAACUCUGAUUGCAUCCAAGAUAUCAGUGAUGGUACACUGUAUAAGAGAAUUCCAAUGCUGACAGAGCAGGGAAAUAUAUCUUUGACAUGGAAUACAGAUGGUGUCCCAGUGUUUAACUCUUCAAGCUAUUCAAUGUGGCCAAUUCAGUGUACCAUAAAUGAAGUCCCUCCUUCCGAACGAAAAAACUUUGUGUUGGUGCCUGCACUCUGGUUUGGGCAAACCAAGCCAAAAAUGGAAAGCUUUCUUAAACCAUUCAUUGAAGAGUGCAGAUCUUUAGAAUCUGAGGGUGUUGUGUGGCACAACACUUUGACAAAAACUUACGAAUGUUCAAAAGUUGCUGCAAUUCUAUGCAGUGUUGACUCUGUUGCAAGGGCUCCAGUGCAGAAUAUCAACCAGUUUAAUGGGGCACAUGGCUGUAAUUUUUGCACUCAUUCUGGAGAGAGAGUGGAAAAGGGUGAUGGGUUUACCAGGGUCUACCCACUCUCAGUACCCAUUCCAAGUCUGAGAACACAUGAAGGCAUGAUCCAUGAUGCAGAACUGGCCUCUGUAAAUAACCCAGUCAAUGGUGUUAAAGGACCAAGUCUUUUGACCACAUUACAGUGUUUUGACAUGGCAGAAAGUUUUGUUCCAGACUAUUUACAUAGUGUACUUCUUGGAGUAGUGCGGCAAAUAACAGGCUUGUGGUUUGACAACAAAGUGCCAGAAGUAAACGUCAAAAAUCCAUGUGUCUUGAAAGAGAUAGACAAACGUUUGAAAUCAGUCAGGCCACCUAGCGAGAUAACCCGUCUGCCACGAUCUGUAAAAGAACGGCAAAAAUGGAAAGGAAGUGAGUGGAGAACAUUUCUUUUAAUCUCUCCAUUUAUACUGAUGGGUUUAAUCCCGACACAGUAUUUCCACCACUGGAUGCUACUAGCCUUUGCAGUUUAUCUGCUAACUAGUUCACAUAUUUCACAUGUGAACAUCGACAAGGCUCAUAUGGCUCUUUGUGAGUUUGUACUUCUAACCGAGUCUCUGUAUGGAAAGCAAGAAGUGUCUUACAACAUUCAUCUCCUCACCCACUUAGCUGAGAGUGUCAGAAGACAUGGACCUUUGUCCUUGACGUCAACAUUCGUCUUUGAAGGACAUAAUGGUAGACUGCUCAAACUUUUCAAUGGAACACAACAUUUACCAUUGCAAAUAGCUCAAAAUCUAGCAAGACUAAAGGAGCUAAAAAGAUUAACUAGAAUUUACAUUGCAGAAGACUCCCUGGCACAUGAAUACGUUUCAUCAGCACUUCGGGGUUAUUCCUUGUGCAAAAACGUUGCACAGGUCAGUAGCUGCAAUUUUUUUGGUCAUGGUCAGGUGAAGGAGCUACCAAUGUCUCAGCACAUCCUACUACAGGAUUCUGGAAUUCAUACAGAACAAAAUCAAGCCACCUACUUUCAGAGGUUUGUUUGUGAUGGGACACUCUACUCCACUGAUCAGUAUGACUCAAAAUACUCCAGAUGUAAUUCCUUGGUAACCAUUGGCCAACAGGUUGCAAAAAUUGAACACAUCAUUGUUGUUCAAACACAGGCCACCCCCAGACAACCAGUUUUACUGGUAAGGUUAACAAAUCAAAUUCAAGCCUUUCACAAAAAGCGAACAGAGUAUGUUUGCAUGGAUUCUCACAUACUUAAUGUCACAUUCUGUGCAGGCUACAAGGCAGUACUUCCAUCUGAAGUAACAAACAAAUGUAUAGAAAUUGUAAAAAGACCAGAUGGGCUUGUCAUUUUGCCCCUACCAAACACAUAUGAAAGAGAUUAAAAAAUAAGCAGAAUUUGAUUUACUGUAGUAUCUCAGUGUACUAUGUGAGGAGGAGAAAAUUAAUGCUUUGAGAAAAGAAUGUUUAUGGAUUAAUCAUUAGUACAAAUUUAGUAAAAUUGCAAUUGUGUAUGCUUACCCAUCUAUUCAUUAGAAUAACUCAAUAUAAAUAUAUUUCUUGUAUUAACUGCAUAUUUCAAUCUCAGAAUGUGACAAAUGAUAUGUAUAUAUGUAUAAAAAGUACAAAAUGCAAUACAAAUAAACAUUAAUUGAAAAUCACAUGUGUACUUGCUUAUUUAAAAUAAUUACUAACGAGAUUAACAAAUAAUCAGAUUCAGAUUUAUUGUGACAGUAUCUCAAUGCAAAAUGUGACGAGGAGAAAAUGAAUACUUUGGGUAAAUAAUUUAUAUUAUUGCAUCCUUAGUACAAAUAUAAUAAAAAAAAAUAUUCUGUAUAUUUACCCAUGAAUUUUGAGAACUCCAUAUAAAUUUACACAAACCAUUUGCAUCUUUUAUGCAUUGGCUAUAUCUUAAUUGUUGUGUUUUAUUGAUUUUAUAUGAAGAAUUGAAUUGUCAGCAAGUGUCCACAAAGUCACCAAGUCUCA